AUGCUUACAAAAAUUAAUAUCCCCAACAUCUACAUCAUCGGCCCUCAAUCGACAGGCAAAACUACCCUGGUCCACAAGCUACAGGAUGACCUGCAGCACUGGGCCGAGCCCAAAAAACCACACAUCAUCUCCGAAGUAGCCAGAACCGUUCUUACAAAGCACAACUACUCAGCUCACGACAUCCAAACAUCACCAACAAGAUGUCUUGAACUACAGCAACUCAUCCUAGAAGCCCAAGCAAUCGCUGAGAAAGACGCUCUGGAAACCUCUAGAUGGUUCAUCUCUGAUCGAUCUGGUAUUGAUCCAUUAGUUUAUGCAAAACGAUACGCCUCACUCCAAGGGAUUCAAGACUUGCAGAAAUUACCUGUGUGGGCUGAAAUCAAAGAAAGAAUGGAACACUCUUUGAUUGUGGUUUGUGAGGCGGGGACGCCUUGGUUGACGAACGAUGGGGUACGAUUGAUGCCUGAUAGCAACGACGAGUGGAUGGGUGUGUUUCACGACUUUUGCACAUUGUUGGAUCAGCUGGGUCUCAAUUAUUCCGCCCUUCCUCGAACCAUGCUUUACUUGUCAAAGCGGGCAGACUUUAUUUGGGGGUUGUGGGAAGUUGCCCAUUUGCCUGAAGAAAUGAAAGUCAUCACGGGGGGUCGGAUUGAAAUUGAGAACAGUGUAAAUUGA
Fusarium venenatum is the source of this 675-nucleotide messenger RNA. RefSeq names its product AAA domain-containing protein. NCBI's taxonomy places the organism in Eukaryota, Fungi, Ascomycota, Sordariomycetes, Hypocreales, Nectriaceae. The record is from RefSeq and is a predicted model, not a curated record.